Egretta garzetta (little egret) is the source of this 762-nucleotide messenger RNA. RefSeq names its product fibrinogen-like protein 1-like protein. Bases 1 to 762 code for a protein of 253 amino acids. Lineage: Eukaryota; Metazoa; Chordata; Aves; Pelecaniformes; Ardeidae. The transcript is spliced from 3 exons. The record is from RefSeq and is a predicted model, not a curated record.
AUGGCUGCUCGUCACUCUGAGCUGCUGCUCGCCGCCUCCCUGCUGGCUCUGCUAGCCCCGCUCCUCGCCCUGCGCAUCGAAAACCUGGAAAGACUGAAUGCAAGGUUAGAGGACAUCACUAAUCUCCGCUCAGGUUGGCCCAAGGACUGCAGCGAGAUCUCCGCUGGCAGCCCCAGCGACAUCUACGCCAUCCAGCCCACGGGACUGCACCCCAUCGUGGUGUACUGCGAAAUGAACGUGACGGACGGGGGCUGGACGGUCAUCCAGAGGAACCGGCAGGGCACGGAGAUCACCUGGGCCGAGUCCUGGAGCACCUACAAAUACGGCUUUGGGAAUGUGCACACUGACUACUGGCUGGGCACCGAGUACAUCCAUCAGAUCGCCAACCAGAAGGUCUACCAGGUCAGGUUUGUCAUCUGGGAUGCCACAAACAACACCAAGUUCGCAGACUACAACCUCUUCAGCCUGGAAGAUGAGUCCCAGGGCUACCGGCUGCGUCUGGGAACGUACUCGGGGUCAGCAGGGGAUGCCAUGACCUCAAACAGUGCUUCCACCGUGCACGACAACAUGAAGUUCUCCACUAAAGACCUGGAUCAGGACACUUCCAGUGGGAACUGCGCCUCCAGCUCUGGGGGUGGGUGGUGGUACUCAGCAUGUUACUCCGUACGGCUGAACGUCAAGGGGGGCAUAGCGUGGGGCAGCCUGUGCAAUAGGAACUGCAAAGCUUCCGCUGUCCUCGUCAAACCAGCUCCCUACUGCUAG